This is a messenger RNA of Candidula unifasciata, 1110 nucleotides long. The record is from the annotation of a GenBank genome assembly. NCBI's taxonomy places the organism in Eukaryota, Metazoa, Mollusca, Gastropoda, Stylommatophora, Geomitridae.
AUGUCUACUAUAGAAGUGGCAGAUGUCCAACUGGAUGUCUACUUUGCAGAGUUCAUUCCACCAGAAAUUUUUGUUACAAAUAAAGCUAGGCGUGUUAUUGAGAUUGCUUUGGAACUAACUGUGAAUUUCAUCAUUUCUUUGCUGGGAAUUUUCACAAACAUCAUUGUCAUUAGCGUAUUUGUCAAACAAGGAUUCAAGGACAGCGUCGGGAUAUCCAUGACUGCAAUCUCUAUGUGGGAUCUCAUUAAAUGUCUUGGUGGCUUUAUGCAGCGAUGCUAUGGUCCAAUCAGUUUGUUUGAUCCAGCCGCUGCAUUCAGCUGGUCAAACAUAAGUGUGGUAAUAUUCAACUAUCUGGGUUCCUUCUCUACAUACGUCACCAGCGUCCUUGCUGCGUACGUCGCCGUCGAGCGUUGUUUAUGCGUCACCAUGCCUCUAAAGGUCAAAUGGCUUCUGACACCAAAAUUAGCUCUAAUAAUAUGCACCGUUAUUUCCGUUUCCGUGUUUGGAUACUUUGCGGUAAUCUUCGGCAUUUACGAUGUAGUCUGGGUGUAUAACAGUAACUUUAACACCAGGGUUGCUAUAUACAAGUAUAACCGUUUUUCCCAAAACAACACCAACUUGUUUUACUACUACAACAUGUCCGGUGCUUUGUGGCCUCUCGCCAGCCUCGUUGUAAUCGUAAUCUCUACCGUUAUCAUCUCUUACAAGCUCAAAGAAGCUUCCAAAUUUCGGCUCACCCAUAAAGAAGUGGCAGCUGGUGCAGUCAAUAACGCAAGCAUUGAAAAGGACAACAAAGGUUUGAACACAAGACCUUCCAAACUUUUAUCCAAGCGUGACCAGCAAGUGGUGAAGAUGCUUCUUGUCAUUAUAGUUAUAUUUAUCGUCAACUUGGUUCCUCGAGUUGCCCAUUACCUGGCCAAAUACUUCAUCCCGGAGUUCUACUACCUCAGACAGUAUCACAACCUCAUUACUGUCAUGGCGUAUGUGGUGUUUACAUUUGAUUUUCUCAACGGUUCUGUUAAUCUGUUUGUCUUCUUAGCCAUGAGCUCCUCGUUCAGGUCAACUUACAUCGAGAUGUUUCCGUUUUGCUUCUCCGUUAAACCUCAGUAA